CAACAACACUCCGACACAAUGGCUGCCCGGACUCUGAGAAUCGGUCUGAUACCCGGUGAUGGCAUUGGCCGCGAGGUCAUCCCUGCCGGUCGCCGCAUCCUCGAGUCUCUGCCCAACUCGCUGAACCUCAAGUUCUCGUUUGUCAACCUCAAUGCAGGCUUCCAGACGUUCAAGGACACGGGCGCCGCUCUGCCGGACCAGACGGUUGAGACGCUGCAGAAGGAGUGCGAGGGCGCGCUUUUCGGCGCUGUCAGCUCCCCCACCGUCAAAACGGCCGGCUACUCGUCGCCCAUUGUCGCGCUGCGCAAGCGGCUGCAACUGUAUGCGAACGUGCGGCCAGUCAAGUCAGCCGGCAAGGUCGCCAACCCGGUCGACAUGGUGAUUGUGCGGGAGAACACGGAGGACCUGUACGUGAAGGAGGAGAAGACGCGGGACACGCCCGAAGGCAAGGUCGCCGAGGCCAUCAAACGCAUCUCAGAGAAGGCGUCCUUCGACAUCGCGUCCAUGGCGGGCGACAUAGCGCUGCGCCGGCAGCGGGUGCGCGACUCGGGCAUCGCGAGCAUCCACAAGUCGCCGCUCGUCACCAUCACGCACAAGUCCAACGUGCUGUCGCAGACGGACGGCCUGUUCCGCGAGACGGCGCGCCGCGCGCUCGAGCAAGCCCAGUUCAAGGGCGUCGGCGUCGAGGAGCAAAUCGUCGACAGCAUGGUGUACAAGCUGUUCCGCCAGCCCGAGGCCUACGACGUCAUCGUCGCACCCAACCUCUACGGCGACAUUCUGUCGGACGGCGCGGCCGCCCUGGUCGGCUCCCUUGGCCUCGUCCCCUCCGCCAACGUCGGCAAGGGCUUCGUCAUCGGCGAGCCCUGCCACGGCUCGGCCCCCGACAUUGAGGGCCAGGGCAUCGCCAACCCCAUCGCUACUAUCCGCUCUACGGCUCUCAUGCUCGAGUUCCUCGGCGAGGAGAAGGCCGCUGCCAUUAUUUACAAGGCGGUGGAUGCCAACCUUGGCGAGGGCCGCCUGCUGAGCCCCGAUAUGGGCGGUAAGGCCAAGACGGACGACGUCGUUGAGGACAUCAUCAAGAGGUUCUAAGCGCGUGGCCGUGUAAAAGUAUGCCCCUGAGGGCUGUGUACAGAAAUAUAAAAUCUAUGUGUCUUCUAGCUCGUUUGAGAUUGAUGUAUGAAGAGCUUUGCCGAGU
Messenger RNA from Aplosporella prunicola CBS 121167, 1195 nucleotides. RefSeq lists its product as uncharacterized. The record is from RefSeq and is a predicted model, not a curated record. Gene Ontology annotation, biological process: isocitrate metabolic process; tricarboxylic acid cycle. The transcript has 4 exons. Gene Ontology annotation, cellular component: mitochondrion. The coding region runs from base 19 to 1089 and encodes 356 amino acids. Lineage: Eukaryota; Fungi; Ascomycota; Dothideomycetes; Botryosphaeriales; Aplosporellaceae. Gene Ontology annotation, molecular function: isocitrate dehydrogenase (NAD+) activity; NAD binding; magnesium ion binding.